Molecule: messenger RNA, 2047 nt
Organism: Chenopodium quinoa (quinoa)
Lineage: Eukaryota; Viridiplantae; Streptophyta; Magnoliopsida; Caryophyllales; Amaranthaceae
Product: probable glucan 1,3-beta-glucosidase A
Exons: 9
Coding region: 1-1836 (611 amino acids)
Biological process (GO): carbohydrate metabolic process; establishment or maintenance of cell polarity; actin filament bundle assembly
Cellular component (GO): actin cytoskeleton; cytoplasm
Molecular function (GO): protein dimerization activity; actin filament binding; hydrolase activity, hydrolyzing O-glycosyl compounds
Source: RefSeq, a predicted model, not a curated record
AUGACAACACUUUGUCAUGAACUUGAGUUUUUUAUUGAUGACAUACGGAAAGAUGAGAGGUUCAACAACUUGAAGGAUAUUAAUGAGCUUUCUAUGAUGCUAGUUGAAACAAAUAAACAUUGUUCUUACAAAAUGGUUUAUUUGCUUGUUCGAUUAGUAUUAAUCCUUCCGGUGGCAACUGCAAGUGUGGAAAGGGUGUUUCCUUCGAUGACUUAUGUGAAGAACAAGCUGAGAAAUAGUAUGGGAGAUCAACUAAUGAAUGAUUGUUUAGUCACAUUUCUUGAAAGAGAUCUUUUUGCUAACGUUAGGGACAAUGAUGUAUUGGAACAUUUUCAAAAUUUGAUCGUAGGGUGCCAAGCUGGGAGGGCUAACAGACAUGGCUUAACCCCGGGUUUUAAAGUUAAGGCAGUUAAUCUAGGAGGAUGGCUUGUUACUGAAGGCGGGAUAGUACCUUCUCUUUUUGAUGGCAUUCCUAACAAAGACUUGCUGGAUGGAACACAAAUUCGGCUAAAAUCAGUGACAAUUGGCAAGUAUGUAUGUGCUGAGAACGGCGGAGGGACCAUCUUAGUUGCUAAUAGAACCUCUGCAGCAAGUUGGGAAGCCUUCAAGCUAUGGAGAAUCAACAAAAACACGUUCAAUUUCCGGGUGUUCAGCAAUCACUUUGCAGGAGUAGUGCAGGACAGUAAAGGCAGCCCUGCAGUAGUUGCCGAAGCCAAAACCCCUGCUGCUUCUGAAAUAUUUCGGAUUGUCAGAAAAUCUGAUGACAAAAAUCGUGUUCGAAUUCAAGCUUCAAAUGGUCUAUAUCUACAGGCAAAGACAGAGGAUUCUGUCACUGCAGAUUAUGCAGGAGAUGCUGGUUGGGGGGAUGAUAACCCAUCUGUUUUUGUGAUGAGCAUAGUAAAUACCUUGCUAGGUGAAUUUCAGGUUACUAAUGGUUAUGGCCCGGAAAAAGCCCCUCGAGUUAUGAGGAAUCACUGGAAGACGUUCAUAGUUGAAGAUGAUUUCAGGUUCAUUUCUCAUAAUGGACUCAAUGCUGUUAGAAUUCCUGUAGGAUGGUGGAUAGCCAGUGGCCCGAAUCCUCCUAAGCCUUUCGUGGGAGGUUCGUUGCAGGCUUUGGACAACGCCUUCACUUGGGCACAAAAAUAUGGUAUCCGGGUUAUUGUAGACCUACACGCAGCACCCGGGGCACAAAAUAGAUUUGACCCCAGUGCAAGUAGAGACGGAACUGUUGAAUGGGGAAAGUCCAAUGCUACUGUACAACAGACUGUUUCUGUCAUCGACUUCUUAUCUUCAAGAUACGCGAAAUUCCCUAAUUUGCUAGCAGUAGAGCUGCUCAAUGAGCCCUUAGCGCCUGUUGUGACAGUAGAGACCUUAAAAAAGUACUAUCAGGCAGGAUACAAUGCAGUCCGGAAGCAUUCUUCAAGUGCGUAUGUUAUAAUGAGCAAUCGCAUAGAGGGGCCUAUGAAUCCAAGGGAGUUGUUUCCCCUUGCUGGUAGAUUGCAGUUAAAUGUAAUUGAUGUUCAUUACUACAGCCUUUUCGAGGAUAAAUAUAACGGCUUGAAUGUCCAUCAAAACAUCGACUUUAUCUACAACAACCGGUCCUCGGAAUUGGGUUACGUGACAAACUCUAACGGCGGUCCCCUUAUAUUUGUUGGAGAAUGGACUGCUGAGUGGUUAGUGAAUGGAGCGACAAAGGAGGAUUAUCAAAAAUUUGCAAAAGCACAACUUCAAGUGUAUAGGCGUGCAACCUUUGGAUGGGCUUACUGGACUUACAAGAGUGUGAAAAAUCAUUGGAAUCUCAGGUGGAUGAUUCAAAAUGGUUACAUUACACUCUAAGCCUCUAAGAUUUAAGGCUUUGGUGGUGUUAUACGUAUCUCAGCACGGGUGGAUAUGGAGAGAUACCUAACACUUUUGAAAGUACGACUUUGGUGAACUAGUGCAUGCUAUAUAUACUUUGACUCUAUGAGAAUAAAUGUGAUGCCCAUAUAUUUGUAUUCCAAUAAGCUAUUAAUGGUCAAAGUAGGUUGUCUCUAUUUUAACUUUUGCA